Arachis duranensis is the source of this 622-nucleotide messenger RNA. RefSeq lists its product as uncharacterized. The record is from RefSeq and is a predicted model, not a curated record. NCBI's taxonomy places the organism in Eukaryota, Viridiplantae, Streptophyta, Magnoliopsida, Fabales, Fabaceae.
UUACAAAUUUCUCUCUUUCCAGUUGUCACUGUUUUAGGUGCACCUUCUCAAAUUGAAAACCAUCAUUUGUUUUUCUCAAAAACCCCCACACAUACAGAAAAAUAAAAAAUAUAAAAAAUGCAAGUUCCAUUGAUAGACAGGCUCAACGAUCUCCAAGCAGGUCUCAGUACACUGCAGAACCCAUCUUUCCCUUCUCAGAUCACUUCAACCUCCAUCGCCGGAAUCCAAUCUGUUUCCAUAGCCUACAGUUUCUGCAAAUGGGGCGCUUUGAUUCUCGCUCUAGUCGCCACCGUUGGCGGCAUAUUCAACAGAGUCACCAUCUUCAUCAUCAGGUUCCGCAACAAAGCCCCUUCACUUCCCUCAAUCUCGUUUAGCUCCGACGAUGAUUACACAAGCUCCGACAACGACGAUGCCAUUUCGGAUUUGUCAUCGUCGUCGGAGUUUGAAGACGGACACGAAAAUGAACUCUCCGUGUUUUCCAGUUUUCAACGAGUGAACGAGUAUUUUCGAGUGAGAGGCGCAAAUGGAAACGACGUCGUCGAUGAGGACGACGUUCAGAAUCAAAACGACAACAGUUGGCUUAAACGACGUCGUAGCAUUGGUGAUAUUUUUUCCCUUUCGG